AUGGAUAUCCAUCCACUCACAAUCAAAUUUAGCUACAAUGACCAUAAACGGCAAUACGAAAGAAGGCGGGCUUUCAACGUCCCUGAACUCAAGCGACUUGCAGCAACAUCAGUUCAUCGGAAGGCAGAAGAUGUCUCCACUCUCGAGAAGCUAGCUGAGGGAGGUUUCAAUCGAAGUUUCCUUGUCACCAUGAAUGAUGGCUUCCAACUUGUUGCACGUAUCCCUUACCCGGUCACUGAGCCAAAAUUCUUCGCCAUCGCGAGCGAAGUUGCCACGAUGGAUUUCCUCCGUUCUCAAGGUAUACCUGUUCCGAAGGUCGUCGGCUACUCUGCCAGUUCGGACAACGCUGCGGAAACAGAAUAUAUAUUCAUGGAGCUUGUGCAGGGAAACAAUUUAGGUGAUAUAUGGUUUGAAUUAUCGGAAAAGGAGAGGAUAAACUUGGUGUAUCAAAUUGUUCGGAUGGAAUCUCGACUCUUGUCCCUACGUUUUCCAGCAAGUGGGAGCCUCUAUUACAGCAAAGAUUUGCAAGAUAAAUCCAGCUGGAUUGACAUUCCAAGCACACAGUCUACCAGCAAGCGUCAUUUCUGUAUUGGUCCUGAUACAACGCUCGGGUUAUGGUAUGGCAAAAGAUGUGAUUUACCGGCUUCGCGUGGGCCAUCGGCCUUGACUGCCGGUGCCAAGAAAGAAAUCGCAUACCUCAUGAAGUUUGGGCAACCUCUGCAACCCCUUCAGCGUCUCCGUCGAGAGAUCUAUAACUACCAGACACAGUCGCAUUUUGAGCAUAUUGCGAGUCUGAAAAAAUAUCUGCAUAUGGCGCCUUAUCUCAUACCACAGAACAACUCAACCAUCACCCGUCCCGUUAUGCGCCAUCCUGACCUCCAGCCAAACAACAUAUUCGUCUCUGACAAACUGGAAGUCACUGGCCUGAUUGAUUGGCAACCCAGCGUUGUUCUUCCGCUUUUCCUACAAUGCGGAAUACCAAGAAGUAUACAAAACUAUAGCAACGAGGUCUCAGAAUCAUUGCAGAUCCCUCGUCUUCCAGACAACAUCAACGAUUUGAAAGAAAGAGAGCAAUUUGAACAAGUCGAGCUUCUACGCAGACGCCAACUCCAUCAUUCCUAUGUGAAUUUCACGGCAAAGUACAAUUCAGAGCAUUACGAUGCUUUAGAAUAUGACAUGAGUACUCUGAGACGACAGCUAUUCCACCACGCCAGUGCUCCUUGGGAAGGUGAUAAUGUGAGCCUCAGGGCUGAUUGA
Messenger RNA from Penicillium brevicompactum, 1257 nucleotides. Its product is annotated as phosphotransferase family protein. Lineage: Eukaryota; Fungi; Ascomycota; Eurotiomycetes; Eurotiales; Aspergillaceae. The record is from RefSeq and is a predicted model, not a curated record. The transcript has 3 exons. Gene Ontology annotation, cellular component: mitochondrion. Gene Ontology annotation, biological process: protein phosphorylation. The coding region runs from base 1 to 1257 and encodes 418 amino acids. Gene Ontology annotation, molecular function: protein kinase activity; ATP binding.